This is a messenger RNA of Bubalus bubalis (water buffalo), 3820 nucleotides long. Its product is annotated as zinc finger protein 177. The coding region runs from base 855 to 2402 and encodes 515 amino acids. NCBI's taxonomy places the organism in Eukaryota, Metazoa, Chordata, Mammalia, Artiodactyla, Bovidae. The record is from RefSeq and is a predicted model, not a curated record. The transcript has 8 exons. Gene Ontology annotation, biological process: negative regulation of transcription by RNA polymerase II. Gene Ontology annotation, molecular function: DNA-binding transcription repressor activity, RNA polymerase II-specific; RNA polymerase II cis-regulatory region sequence-specific DNA binding.
CCGCCAUGCGGGUCCGGAAACUGCGCCUCAGUGCCUCUCGGCGGAAGGAAAAGGGUAUAAACUCACCGAAGCUCCGGGACUUUAGAAGCAGUGGCCUCUAGGGCCCGCUCAACCUCCGAGGCCCCACCCCUUAGGCUGGACGAGGACACUGAAAGUGCGCGUGCGCGUUUGUAUUUGCGCGUGCGCAAUGAAGAAGUUCUGUUAUUUGUGUGCCCCUGCUCCGGUGUGAGGUGAAAUUUUCGUUUCUUAUCGUCCGGUCUCUGUGUGGUCAAGCAGGAGAACAGACCCAAGAGGAGGCUUGAAAUCAAAGGACACUAGCCUCGAGGGCUAACCUGGCCGCCCUGGCUUCCCGCCGGCGCUGCUGGGCGGCGGCCCCUCCUCCGAGAGCUCGGACCCACUCGGCCCGGCGGCAGUUCCGGGAGGAGGCGGGUCGGCCCGGCCUACUCUCCAUCCGCGUUGCUCCCAAUUUCACAAGCCACCGGAGCAGCCUUUGGGUCCUUCCUCCACAAGGAAAAGAAAUAGUAUCUCCGUCCUUCUCGACACUCCGGCGCCUAUGGCCCCCUGUCCCCGUGUCCCGGUGAGCUCUCGGUGGCUUUACUCCGGCCGUGGUUGUCAGUUAUUAAAGUUUGGCUGUCUUUCUCAGGACUUUUUCUGUCUUUAUGAAGAGAUGUCAGAAGGGGAAAGGACUGUGACUGGAUGUCUGACAAAUUAUUUUCAAAUUGGGAGAUUUGUCUCAAUACCAGAAGGUCAGCACCUCAAGGGAAUAUUUUGAAUGGGAAAAAAUCCAACGUGGUAGACAUGGUCUUCAUGGUCAGAACCCUGCCAAGCCAGGAGGGAGACACACAAAAGAAAGAAUGGCUGCAGGAUUACUGACAACCUGGUCACAGGAGUUGGUGACCUUCGAGGAAGUGACAGUGGACUUCUCACAGGAGGAGUGGGCCCUGCUGGCCCCCGCUCAGAAAAUCCUGUACAGAGAUGUGAUGUUGGAGAACUUUAGGAACCUGGCCUCAGUGGGGUAUCAUCUCUGCAAACACAGUCCAAUCACUGAGGUGGCGCAGGAAGAGCUGAGGCCAGAGGGGAGAGGAAUUCUCCAAAGUACUUGUACAGAUGGGGCUACUCAACUUAAAUCAAAAGAUGUAAUUCUCAUGCAGAAUGUUCCUGGAGAAAAAACUGCUGAUGGCAUAAAAAUGGUGAGAUUCACUAGAAAUUAUUCCUGUUUUUUAAGACUGGGAGAGCUCUGUGAAUUUCAAGGAAUUAAAACAGCAGCAGCACCCAAGCAAGAGGAGACACUUGAGGCACCAACCCACCCUGGUGAGAAACCAUUGGAAUGUGAUCACUGUAGAAAAUUCUUCAGAAAGAAUUAUCACCUUAUUCGUACAAGAUAUUGCAAGGGCGAGAAAUGCUACAAAUAUAAACAAUAUGGGAAAGACUUUGGCCAUCCCUCAACUCUUAGGAAUCAUUUAAGUACUCACAUUGGAGAGAAAAUUCUUGAAUUCAGUGAUUGUGGAAAAACUUUUAAUCAAGAGUCAUCCCUUAGGAAACACUUCAGAACUCUCACAGGAGAAAAAUCUGAGUGUAAUCAACAUCUUAUGUCCAAAUUACACUCUUCCUUCUCAGUACAUAAACAAAUACCUACUGAAGAGAAACUCCAUGAACGCAGUGACUGUGGAACAAGAUCUUUCCAUAGUGUCCACAAAAAAAUAUGUACUGUGAAAGAAAGCUCAAAAUGUAAUGGACAUGGGAAAGUUUUCACUGGCCCCUUGUCCCUUCAGAUAUGUAUGAGACCUCACACUGGAGAGAAAGCUUAUGAAUGUAGGGACUGUGGGAAAGCCUUUGUUUUUCAAUCUUCCCUUAAGAAACACGUAAGAUCACACACUGGAGAGAAACCUUAUGAGUGUAAUCACUGCGGAAAAUCCUUCAGCCAGAGCUCUCACCUUAACGUUCACAAAAGAACUCACACUGGAGAGAAACCUUACGACUGUAAGGAAUGUGGCAAGGCUUUCACUGUUCCUUCAUCCCUUCAGAAACAUAUGAGAACCCAUACUGGAGAGAAACCCUAUGAAUGCAGUAACUGUGGGAAAGCCUUUAUUGAUCAGUCAUCCCUUAAGAAACAUACCCGAUCUCACACUGGAGAGAAACCUUAUGAGUGUAAUCACUGUGGAAAAUCCUUCAGCACAGGCUCUUAUCUCAUUGUGCACAAGAGAGCUCACACUGGAGAGAAAACCUAUGCAUGUAAAGAAUGUGGGAAGGCCUUUAGGAAUUCCUCUUGCCUAAGAGUACAUAUGAGAACUCAUACAGGGGAGAAGCCUUAUAAAUGUAUCCAGUGUGGAAAAGCAUUCAGCACUAGCACUAACCUUAUCAUGCACAAGCGAAUACAUACUGGGCAGAAGCUCUGUGAAUGAAAUGAGUACAAGCUAGCCUUAAGGGCUCCUUCCCCUCUCAGUCAUUUCCGAAUACACUCUGGAGAGAAAUCAUAUUAUGACCAAUUCAGAAGGCCAUCAGGCACAACUCUUCAGUUACAUUAUACUGAGGCAAACAUAAAUGUUACGCUUCUAUGAUUAUAUUUAUCAGUGAGUGUUUAAAGUGUGACAACUCAUUAGUUGAUGAGUAUUAAAGAUUAUAUAGCACUCUAAAUUCCCCCUGAUGUACAUCACAAAGGUUUUGUUUUUGUUUUUGUUUUUAGUAUUUAUUUAUGUAUUUAUUUGGCUACAACAAGUCUUAAUUGCAGCAUGUAGGAUCCUCAGUCUUCAUUGUGGCAAACAAGAUCUUUAGUCACAACAUACAGGAUCUAGUUCCCUGACCAGGAAUUGAACCUAGGUACGCCCUCUGCAUCGGGAGUGUGGAGUCUUAGCCACAGGACCACAAGGGAAAUCCCUCACUAAGGUUUAGGUAUGUAAUGUUUUUAUUAUAAGUAAGUACUAAGUAUUGUGCAUUUCUCAUCAAGAUAUCUUGGACUGAACUAUAGGUUAUUUAUAAAUAUGUAUUUUAAUGUAUGGGCUGGGCAUAUUUUAAUUAUCUUUUAGUUAUAGAUUCCUAAUUGAAUUGUACUGUCCACAGAAUGCCUGAUCUUCAUGACAUAGACCAAUAACCUACAAACAGAAAAUUAUUAGAGACUUGCUAUGUGGCCUAAUGUGUGAGAUAUAAGAAGUUGCUGUCCCAAUAUCCAUUUCUCCCUUGCUUCCUUCAAGUAACAAAACUACAGUUGUGUUCAGAUUAGCAGUGUAGACAAUUUCUGAGGACUCAUCUCCCAGCUUUUCUUGCAGCUGUGAGUACCCAUGACCUCACAUUCUUGGCCUGUGAGAAAGAAGCAAGAGGUCACGGCUUGUGGGUUCUAAAGAAUUCCAUGGAAAUGGGAGCAUGGCAUCUGGCAUUUUCACUUUACCAUCUGCCCUCAGGUUUAUCUCUUUUUUCUUAGAGAAUAGACCAAUAAGAUGACAAUCAUAGACUACUGAUUAUAUAAUAGACACGUAAGGUAUUUUUUGGAUGUAUAUAAGCAACUAUGAGUUGCUUGUUUCUGAAUUUCAUGUAACAUGAGAAAAAUAAACUCCUAACUGGUUUAAAUCACUCGUGUGGGAAGAAUCUGUUACAGUGGAUUUCAGUCUUAACUGAUGCAUCUCAUAUAUGGUCAAGCUUUAAGAAUCCUUCAAGGGAGAGGGAGCAUAUGUAUUCUUAUGGGUGAUUCAUGUUGUUGUAUGGCAGAAACCAACAACAUUGUAAAGCAGUUCUUCUCCAAUUAAAAAAAAAUUUUUUAAUCCUUCAAGUAUAGUUGAAAACAAUGUGUAUUCUGUAAUUGUUGAGUAUAGGUCAGUUUUCAUUCCAG